AUGUCAAUGGAUCACCAGGACCUUAAAAGAAGGGAUCCUCCAGCAGAUUCUGAAAGUCAACGACCAAGUAAAAAGAUAUCAUUAUCAUCGUCAGAGGCUUCAGUUCCAAUAGGAGGUCCACCAAUUGACCAAAAUUUAAUAUUGUUUCAAAACAGGGCUAUGAAAGUUCGUGUUGAAGAACAAAAAAUUGAAAUUAAUGAUAGAGAACAAAAAAUUAAACAAUUAAAUACAAAAAUACAUCAAUAUAAAGAGAAUAUAAGUUGUUUAUGUAGAGUUUGGGAUCAAUUAAAUAGUGGACUUGAUCUUUUAAUAAAUAGAGUGGAUUUUGAAAAUGCAAUGGAUAAUUUAUUACCAAAAGAUAAUAUAACCGAGUCAUUUGAAUUUCUUAGUUCAUAUAUUACAGAACCAGUUACAUUAGAUGAAAAAUAUACAUUGGAUCAAAGUUUACAAAAAAAAGUUCAAAAAACUCAAUCUACAUUUUCAAAGAUUUCAAAAGCAUUAGAAAAAGAGCAUACCUUAUCAAAAUUUGUGUUUAGAUUAUUAAAAUCAAAAGAUGGAAUAAAAUCAAAUGAUAUAGAAAAAUUAUUAAAAGAAGAUAAUGAUAAAUUAUCAAAACAAAAUCAAUAUAUUCAAAAUAUUUAUGAUAAAGUACAAAUUCAAUUUAAACAAUUAACAGAUCAAACUACACAUCUUGCAGAUCAAGCAGCAAUUUAUCAACAAAAUAAUAAAGAGUUAAAAUUAGAGUUGGAGAAAUCACAAGACGAGCUCACAAUAGAGCGUAAAAGAGUGAUUAAAUUACAAGAUGAAACAUUAAGAACACCACAAGUUAAAAUACCUUCACCAUCAUUAGGUAGUAAUAUACCAGGUGGUGCUAAUAACAAUAAUAACAAUAACAAUAAUAGUAAUAAUAAUAAUAAUAUAAAUAAUAAUGGUAAUAAUAUGGGUGGUAGUGGUUCAUCAUCAUUAGCAUCAUCAACUAAUGGAAUUAAUAAACAGCAAUCAAAUGAUAUCAAUGGAAAAGAAUUAACACACGAAGAGUUAAUAGCUGAACUUCAAAGACAAUCUGAUAGUAGAUUAUUAGAAGCUAGAAAAUUAAGAGAAGAAAAAGCAAUUUUAUUAAAAGAAUUACAACAAAUUCAAAUUGAUAUUCGAGUUAUUCCAGAAGAAAGAAUUCAAAAUUCAAUGCCAUAUCAAGUAUUAAGACAAAGAUAUCAAUUAGUAUCGGAUGAAUUGGAUAUUCAUCGUAAUCAAUGUACAAAAUUACAAAAUGAUUUAGCUCAAGCAACCAUUGGUAGAAGAUUAGAGAGAGAAGCAUUGGAAGCAUUUGAAGCACAUAGAAGACAAAACAUAGAGAGAAGAGUUUCACAAUUGGAGGUAGAAUCAAUUGAAUUAAAAGGAGAGAAAGAGAAAUUGGUAUGUCUUAUCGAACAAAGAAAUCCCAAUGUGCCAUCUCUUCAAUAUAUUCAAGAAUCACGUUUAUUAUUGGAUAAGAAAGAUGAUGAAAUUAAACAACUUCGUAAAGAGAUUGAACAAUUGAAAUUGGAUAUUGAAAAGUAUAAAGCACCAAAAGAAGAGAUUGAACGUUAUAAACUUUUGGUUCAAAGAGAUGUAGAAUCAAAGAAUAUCGAAAUCAAUAAACUUUUAGAGAAAAUUAAUACAAUUACAAAACAAAAUAAUGAUUUAAAAUCAAAUGAACAACAACUUUUACAAAAAGAAUCUGAAUUAACUUUAUCUUUAAAUAUUUUAAAAUCAAAUAAAAAUAAUAUAAAUAUAAAUAAUUUAGAUAAAGAUAAUAUAGAAGAUAAUAGUAAAAUAAAACAACAACAAGAACAACAACAACAACAACACCAAAAAAUUGAUAAUAAUAAUAAAAAAGAAGAAGAAAUUAAAAAAGAACAACAACAACAACAACAACAACAACAACAACAACAACAACAACAACAACAACAACAACAACAACAACAACAACAACAACAACAACAACAACAACAACAACAACAACAACAACAACAACAACAACAACAACAACAACAACAAGAAGAACAAAAAAAAGAUAAAGAAAUGAUUGAUAUUGAAAAAUCAACUGAAAAUAUAAUAAAUAAUAAUAAUAAUAAUAAUACAAACGAACAAAAAUUAAAUGAAAUUAAUAAAAAUAUAGAAAAUGGUAAUAAUGAAAAUAAUAAUAAUAAUGAAAAUACAAUAAAUAAUGAAAAUACAAUAAAUAAUAAUAAUAAUGAAAAUAAAGAUAAAAUAAUAUUUAAUUUAGAAUUAAAUGAAUCAAAAUUAAAAUUAGAAUUAUCAACGGUUAAAAAACAAUUAGAAGAUAUAACAAAAUCAAAAGAAGAAUAUGAUAAUGAAAUUAAAGAAAUUAAUGAAAAGUUUAAAGCACAAAUUAAAGAAUUGGAUAUAACGAUCUCACAGAAUAAGAUACAACAAGAAUCACAAAAACAAGAAUUGGAAGCAUUGGUUAUGGAAAUCGAUUCAAUGGGUAAAGCUUAUGAACAAAUGUUGGAACAAAAUACAAGAUUAACUAAACAAUUAUCGGAUAAAGAGGAUACUCAUGCCCAUUUAAUGGCAGAGAAUAUAAAGUCACAACAAACCAUUCGUAACUCUAAAGAGAUACAAUUGGCAAUCGAAGAAAAGUUAAAUAGAAACGAAGAGAAAUUGAAAUCACAAGGUGAACUAAUGCAAAAGAUUGAAGAGAAAUCAAAUAUCCUUCAAAAACAACUCUCAAAAGUCACUGAAGAUCUUCAUAGUUGUAGUUUUGAUUUAGAGAAACAUAAACGAUUCGUUAGAGAGAAUAAUGCUCACUCUUUGGAAUUGAAAACUCAAUUGGAUCAUCUUAGCAAUUUAAACGCUGAAUUGAAAAAGAAAGCUGAUGAUUCAAUCUUUGCAUUGGAACGUGAAAUUGAUAAAGCAAAGAGAUUGGAUGAAGAGAAACAACUUUUAAAAAAGAAAUUAGAGAAAGCUACCUCUGCAAACAAUAAUAAUAAUAAUAAUAAUAAUAACAAUAAUAACAAUAAUAAUAAUAAUUCUUCCUCCUCGGAAGAAGAGUUAAAAUUAAUCAAUCAAAGAUUAAGAUGCACAAUUUGUAAUGAUAGACAAAAGAAUUAUGUCAUUGCAAAGUGUUUUCAUGUAUUUUGCAAAGAAUGUAUAUACUCAAAUAUAGACACAAGAAAAAGAAGAUGUCCAAGUUGUAAUAGAGCUUUCGCCGAAACUGAUGUUCACCAAAUUUAUUAUUAA
This is a messenger RNA of Dictyostelium discoideum AX4, 3243 nucleotides long. RefSeq names its product RING zinc finger-containing protein (gene bre1). Bases 1 to 3243 code for a protein of 1080 amino acids. The transcript has 5 exons. Gene Ontology annotation, molecular function: ubiquitin protein ligase activity; ubiquitin-protein transferase activity. Gene Ontology annotation, biological process: protein ubiquitination. NCBI's taxonomy places the organism in Eukaryota, Evosea, Eumycetozoa, Dictyosteliales, Dictyosteliaceae. The record is from RefSeq and is a predicted model, not a curated record. Gene Ontology annotation, cellular component: nucleus.